CUUCCACCACUAAUAACAUAAAAGUUGUUUGCUUAUAUUUAAACAAAUGGGCGGCACUAAGUGUUGUUUUCGUGAUUGUCCAGUGGGUUCUAGCCGCAACCCCAGUAUGCACUUCUUCAAGUUCCCCGUUAAGGAUCCGAAAAGGUUGAAAGAUUGGGUGAGGAAUUGUUCAAACCCUGACGUUUCAAAUGCACCGCCGUCCAAACUGGCAGCCAAAACAGUUUGUGCCCGUCACUUUCGUGCGGAAUGCUUCAUGAACUACAAAAUGGACAGACUCAUCCCCAUGCAGACGCCUACUUUGUUCAGGAUCAACAGGGAUCUGGCACUAGACUAUGCAGAUCUCGACCAGAACGGUGAAGCUCUUCUCGUGAAGUUGACGCCUCCAAAGCAGCAACACCUAAUACCACCUAAGGAUUUCGAGUGUCCUCUGGGAUUCGUGGAUGGUGAGACACAGAAUGUGGAGGUUGUUAAGAAACGAAAUACAAUUGAGUUGACAAAAGAGGAGGAGCAGCGAAAAGGAAAAGACGAAGCCGACGAAGUUUCCGGAAAUCUCCAUGUGCUGGGUACGGAGCAGGAACAGGCGGUUGUACCGAAGGAGAAAGCAACGGCGGCGAACAAGAGUUCUACAUCAACCAGCGCUUCGGCUAUGCCUCAAAACAUUCUAGAUAUAAUAAGUCAACUACAGCCUUCAUUGGGCAUCAAAUUGAUUAAAAGACCUGUAAAGAGUCAACCAGGAAGCGAGAAUGAGUUGCCUCAGCUUGAAGAGCAGCUCCCAAAAGAACAAACUGAUGAACAAACAACAAAGGAAUUAAAAGGGACUGUGGUUAGAAAACGUGGGAUGCAGGAGGCAGAUGCUGAUAGACUGAACGAAGAGCAAUCCACCAAAGAGAAGACUAAGAAAAGGAAGCUAACCCAAGAAGCACAAAAGACUGACUCCCAAUCUCCACCUGAGAACGGUACGAUAUUGAACCGAUGUAGACAAUUGCAAGAGAAAUUCUGGGAUGAGCAGAAGUCUCGGAAAUUGGAGAAACCUACCCAAUCCAUCCAAAUUAAUCUUAGUUCUAGCAAUAAAAAUAGUCAAAGUGAUUCCAUUUCCGAAACCUUAUCUGAAUCUUUUCUAAACCUUGAAGAGAGCAUACCACUUACUACUGACAGUGAGGACGAGUCUGAACCAGAUGAAAAACCAUCUUCCUCGGAAGAUGCCCAGCUCGAUAAGCUUCUUCAGCAGUACGACAAACUGCAGGCCGAGUUUGAAAAGCUGUCGGAGGAAAAUGGCAAACUAAAACGACUGCAAGCGGAGUCCCCGAAGACAUCAGCUCCAAUCAAACCCGCUGCUGCUUCCCUCAGCAAACCCCAGCUGUACAUGGCAAUAAAGAAAUACGUGGGGCCCACGAUGGCCGCCUUGCUGCGCAUGGAAAUGUUUGGCGGCUCUGAGGAUCGCACUUGGAAGGAUGACGAGCGAGAGUUUGCCACAGAACUACUCCAACUGGGCGAGGAGGUGUACAAGUACUGUUGCGACGAGUGGCGCUUCCGCCUGCCAUCGAUGCGGAUUGCACGCUCCUGGCUGGAGAAAAAGAAUACGGAAAAUUCGGAAGAGUUUCUAGACUUAUAGAUUAUUUUGCCAUUAUUGACUUGGCAAUUUGAGGGGUAUUUUAGUGAUAAAUUAUUUUAUAUAUUACUUUUAAUCAUAACAUCAGUUCCGAUUCAUCUAAUAAAAUAGGUGUAUAUUAAAAACGCUUUAAAAUCCA
This is a messenger RNA of Drosophila mauritiana, 1748 nucleotides long. RefSeq lists its product as uncharacterized. The transcript has a single exon. Bases 47 to 1612 code for a protein of 521 amino acids. Lineage: Eukaryota; Metazoa; Arthropoda; Insecta; Diptera; Drosophilidae. The record is from RefSeq and is a predicted model, not a curated record.